CAAAAAUGUUCAAACGUGAUAUUUUUAUAAUUUCAAAUAAACUAAUAUAAAUUAAUCUAGUAAUAAUGUUGAUAUUUUGCGUAAAAAUAGCGCGUAGUUGCUUCAAAAAAACAGUUCAAUUGCCAAAAAGUGUUUGGCUAAGUUUGAUUGUAAUUUUUUUAAUUUAUUUAUGUUUUAUGAAUGUUUAUCUAAUUCGCAACACCCAUGAGAAAAAUGAGCUUGUUGAUUCCAUUGAUGAGUUAAGUUCCAGUACUAGUAAAGAUUCCCGUUCAAAUUGGCCAUUUCAAAUAUCUCAACAUUAUGAUCAUCAAUAUUUGCACAAAUGGACCGAACCGACCAAGAUAAUUAUAUCAAAUCCUUCGGGUCGCGGUGAAAAUGGAAGUGCAUUUGUUCCAACAAAAGACGAAGAAGAGCUAAUGAAAGAACUGAAACAAAAACAUAAUUACAAUGUAUUAGCAUCUGACAAAAUCUCAACACGACGCUCUUUACAAGACCAUCGUUUUCCUGAGUGUCGAAGCUUAGUUUACCCCGAAAAAUUACCAAAAGCAUCGGUAAUAAUUGUGAUUCACAAUGAAAUAUGGUCAACUCUAUUUCGAACCAUUUGGAGUAUCAUCGAUCGUUCACCGCGUGAACUUAUCGAAGAAAUAAUUUUGGUGGACGAUGCAAGCACUUGGCCGCAUCUUAAGCAAUCAUUAGACGAUUACAUUGUCACACUUCCCGUACGCAUGAAGGUUCUUCGAAUAAAAAAGCGAGAAGGAUUGAUAAGAGCUCGAUUAAUGGGCGCCAAAGAAGCAUUAGGGAAUGUUCUCAUUUUUCUUGACGCUCAUAUUGAGUGUACAGAAGGAUGGCUCCAACCAAUACUUUCACGCAUAGCUAGCGAUCGUUCAGUUGUAACCGUUCCACUUAUUGAUAGCAUCAGUUCAAACGAUAUGAGCCAUUAUGCAUCUGGAUUGUUUAUUCAUGGUCUUCGGUGGUAUUUAAUAUUUACAUGGAUGGAAGUUCCACAAAGGGAGAUCAUUCGAACGAAAAACAAUCAAACGUCACCGCUGCGUACACCGACCCACGUUGGCUGUGCGUUCGCUAUUGAUCGUGAAUUCUUUUUCGAAAUUGGUUCAUACGAUGAAGGAAUGGACAUAUGGGGGUCCGAAAAUGUCGAAUUGGCUUGGAGGACUUGGAUGUGCGGUGGAUCAAUGGAGAUAUUGCCUUGUUCUAGAAUUGGACAUUUAUUUAGAAUAUCAACUUAUUCGUUUGAUGGAAAUGAAUAUGAUAUAAAAACACGAAACAAUAACCGUUUAAUCGAAGUAUGGAUGGAUGAAUUCAAGGAUUAUAUUUAUGCUGCGUAUCCAUCAUCAAAAAAGGUUUCGCCCGGAGAUUUGACAGAACGAAAAAAUCUAAGAAAACGUUUAAAGUGUAAAAGUUUUCGAUGGUAUCUACAGAAUGUUUAUCCAGAAAGUGUUUGGCUCAAAGAGUAUACUAUGAUGGGAAAUAUAAAAAGUGUUGUUGAAAACAAAUGUUUGGAUUCAAAUGCGGGUCAAUUGAUUUAUCAAUGCCAUGGAUUGGGAGGCACGCAAUUUUUUGCACUCACUAAAUCUGGGCAGUUUGUAACAGUUGAGGAAAUGUGUGUUGGUGUUUCGAAAGAGAACAGAUCUGUUAUUUUAAUUCAAUGUGCCGAAGAAGAUAAGUCUCAAUUGUGGAACUAUAAUAAAGAGAUGCAAUGGAUUCGACACAAUGAAAGUGAACUCUGUAUGAAGAACAACCAAACGAGUGUUAUACUGGAAAAAUGCAGCACAACUGAUAUUCGAUUGAAAUGGGAAUACAAAACAAAUCUAUAAAAAAAAGUGAAGUCGAAUUGAUAAUAAAAUUAGAUCGUCAUAAAAGAAAUGUCAGCAAUUGAUUACGCUCGGUCAAUAAAUUGAUAAUGAUAAUUGAA
Contarinia nasturtii (swede midge) is the source of this 1930-nucleotide messenger RNA. RefSeq names its product polypeptide N-acetylgalactosaminyltransferase 13-like. The transcript has 9 exons. The coding region runs from base 66 to 1832 and encodes 588 amino acids. Gene Ontology annotation, cellular component: Golgi apparatus. The record is from RefSeq and is a predicted model, not a curated record. NCBI's taxonomy places the organism in Eukaryota, Metazoa, Arthropoda, Insecta, Diptera, Cecidomyiidae.